Acipenser ruthenus (sterlet) is the source of this 3604-nucleotide messenger RNA. Its product is annotated as proline-serine-threonine phosphatase-interacting protein 2-like. The transcript is spliced from 15 exons. The record is from RefSeq and is a predicted model, not a curated record. Gene Ontology annotation, molecular function: actin filament binding. NCBI's taxonomy places the organism in Eukaryota, Metazoa, Chordata, Actinopteri, Acipenseriformes, Acipenseridae. Gene Ontology annotation, biological process: actin filament polymerization. Gene Ontology annotation, cellular component: plasma membrane; cytoplasm; actin filament. Bases 411 to 1412 code for a protein of 333 amino acids.
AUAAUAAAUCUUUACUAAAACCCCAAACAAGUCCUGUUAAAAAAGAAGAGAUGUGUUUAUCCAUGAAAAGAUGUUCUAUUUUUCUGGCUGAGAAUUGUUCGGUGAAUUUCACUGCAAAGUUUAAAUGAGGAUAGGAAAAGAUAAUGAAAAAAAAAGUGUUGCAAUUUGAUUGGUUUGCCAAGAAAGACAAACAGAAGUAGCGUCGAGCUUUAGGACCCAGUGAGAACUAUAAUCGAGGCUUAGAAACACAGCGUUGAGGAACUAAAGAUAAGGUUAAUUAUUUAAAUGAGAAGUUCAGCUUGGAUUUAAAAUAAAGAUCGUUGACAGCGAAAAGCCCGAACUUUCUAUUGAUAUUGUACUUUUUCAACAGAACAGGUUGACUGUACCGACAACAUAACGAGGUCUUUAGAAUGAAAGAAUCACAUUUCAAAGAUAAUUUCUGGAAUACAGAAAUCACCAGCACAGCUGGCUAUGACUGUUUAAUUCAGCAUCUGAAUGAUGGGAAGAAGACAUGCAAAGAAAUAGAAGACUUUAUUAAAGCAAGGGCUUCAAUCGAGGAAAAAUAUGGGAAAGAUUUACUUAAUUUAGCCAAGAAGAAUUGUGGCCAGGGUGAACUCAAUACAUUGAAGCGAGCGCUGGAUGUCUUUAAGCUACAAAUUGAGAAUGUGGGGCAGUCUCACAUCCAAUUGGCACAAAGUUUUCGUGAUGAAGCAAAAAGGCUUGAAGAUUUUCGUGAAAAGCAAAAAGAAGCAAGAAAGAAAGUGGAGCAACAUAUGGAAUCUUUUCACAAGCAGAAGGCAAGCCUAUACAAGAAAACAAUGGAGUCAAAGAAAACCUAUGAGCAGAAGUGUCGAGAUAAAGAGGAUGCAGAGCAGGCACUGAAUCGGAACACCAAUACCAGCAACACCAAACAGCAGGAGAAGCUCUAUGCCAAAUCUCUUCAGACAAAAGCAGCUUCAGAAGAAGCAGAUCGAACGUAUCAGCAAAAUGUAGCAACACUGGCUAAAACCGUAGACGAGUGGCAGAAGGAGCACAUGAGAAGUUGUGAGAUAUUUGAGAACCAUGAAGUGGAAAGGAUAAACAAUCUGCGAAAUGCUUUGUGGACUAACACCAAUCAACUUUCCCUGCAGUGUGUUACUAAUGAUGAGCUGUAUGAAGAAGUGCGGAAGUCGUUGGAGCAGUGCAGUAUAAAGAAGGAUCUUGAGUACUUCAUAGACCUGAGGAAGACUGGAGACAAUCCACCAGCACCCAUUCUAUACGAAAACUUCUACAAUGUUCAGAGGCCCCCUUCAUUUUCCCAAACUCCAGUUAAUGCUGGCAGGAGAGGACCAUUGCCAGCUCCUGUGAAGUCAGCAAAUGACACCUUAUAUGCAACAGUGGAAGACAUCAACUACAGUGAAGUGCAGUACUAGAGGACCUAUGCCUUCAGCAGUAUCCAGUAUGGCUGAGAAAUAUUCAACUUCAUGCACAAUAUUUGUGUAUAUGGAAAGCUGCACAGCCAUGGACGAUGUGUGUAUUUAUAUCAAUCUAAGACCCAAGUGAGACCUAUUAACUUCUAUAAUAACUCAGUUCUACCCAGUUUAAGCAAGUACCUUAUCCCUGUAAGGCCAUCUAUACCCACUACAAGAAUGAAGGUUGAGGCCUGCUCUACACAUUAUCAUUUGAGAAUGAAAAGAUGUGUAUCGCAAAUGCAUCACACCCAUCGGUUUAUAAUACAGUCAUUCAAUUGAAAGAAAUGGAUAGAACUAUAGUAUAAUACCUGAUUUUAGGGUGUAUUACAGCAGUAUAGAACUAGGGAUUUUGAUGAUUAAUUUGAAAUUGAAGGACAUGCUGUAUUGGUUUGUUAAACUGGUCACAAGCCAGGUAUUGUGGCUUAUAAUUACGGUUUCUGUUUUUCUUUUUCAAUUAAUUUCAUUUUUCACUAUUUGAGUUUUAUGUAAAUAGGUUUUUAUGGGGGCUUUCCCUUUUUAUAUAUUUUAUGAAAUUAUUGUUUUCGGAUACUUUCCAAAAUGCUUGGGCAUUUUUUUUUAUCAGAAUAAAAGCAACUCGACAGUACUUGCUAGUUGUACCUUUCUUUCUUUUGCUGUCUUCCACAACGAAAUCCUCAUUGUCAUGGGCACAUUCUUCUAGGUUUUUGUGUGUCAGCAUUUUUUUUCAUUUUGCCACAAUUUGGAAUUUUGUUUUAAAUUCUCACAAUCUAACUGUAAUAUAGGAGGCUGUGUGGUCCAGUGGUUAAAGAAGGCUUGUAACCAGAAGGUCCCCGGUUCAAAUCCCACCUCAGCCACUGACUCAUUGUGUGACCCUGAGAAAGUCACUUAACCUCCUUGUGCUCUGUCUUUCGGGUGAGACGUAAUUGUAAGUGACUCUGCAGCUGAUGCAUAGCUCACACACCCUAGUCUCUGUAAGUCGCUUUGGAUAAAGGCGUCUGCUAAAUAAACAAUUAGUAGUUGGGGCGGGUUUAAAGUAUUGAGAAUGAAUCAAUGAUAGAAACGAGUCAGGAAGGAGGGACAUUGGGAUAACUGCAUGGUUUUUUUUUUUUUUUUUUUUUUUUUUUUUUAAAUGGGAAAGAAAGUCAACAUGAAUUGAGUAACCAUUUCCAGUGUUAUUCCGGUGUUUAUUGGCUAUACACCGAUUUCAUUUUUUGUAUCGGGGUGUUUUAUCGUUUUUUAUUGGUUAAAAAAUGAAAAUCAGAAAUUCUACUUAUAAUCGUGGACUAAGAACAGAAGUAGCCCCCGCCCCCGCCCCCGCCCCCUAUAGUCUAGAAUAAACUAUACAGUAUAGUAAAAUGUGGAUUUAAGGCUGGUGCAUGCCUCAGAUGAGGCACAUUCAACUGUGGCUACCCUACCAAUUGUCACUAGAAAUCAACCCCUGCACUAGCUGCAUAACUGAAGCAUGAACCAGCCUUCAAAAUACUGUCUGAAUGGAAAUACAGCCAGUCAAUUAUCAGAAUUCUUCUGUUGACAUAAGGAGUGUUCUGCUGACCCGGUGUUUUGGAUAAACAAGGAUGUAUUCAUCAUACUUACUGUUUGGAGCAAAACAAAAGCCACAGGUUUCCUGAAAAGUAAUUUCUGGAAAAUGUGCUCUUUGUUUAAAAGAAUAAGUUGUUGCUUGCGUUCAGCUCUCGUCUGAAGCAUUGUGACCAGAAGAUACUUAUUAAAUUAGUAUUUUCUAUGAAGAGCAUAUUGUCAGCUUUCAACUUACAAAUAUUUAGUGUUUUCCAGAAAUAUCGUAUUUCAAGCCAGCUGUAGCCAAAAGAGUCUUCAUUGAAUUUAAUUAUAAAUCAGUAUUUGGAUAAUCAGUGUCUGCUGCAUUAUUCUCUUUAUAUGUAAGUGAUAAUAUUUAUCUACACAUCCUUAAGUGUUUCAAACAAGGACAUAUAAUUGUCUUGUUGGUCUGACUUUGGUAAAUAUUUCAGAUUAUAUUUAAGAAUAUAUAUUAUCAGGUUGUUGUUGUAAUUUGUUUUUUGAGCUGUUUAAUUAUGGAAAUAAUAACGCUAUUUUUCGUGCUAAAAUGUUGAUAGUGGCACCGAUGUUAAUUAUUUUAACGCUGUAUUACAGAUGAAUGUAAUGUGUCUGAAUUGUUUAAUUAAAUGGUUUGUAUCUGA